This is a messenger RNA of Olea europaea var. sylvestris, 903 nucleotides long. RefSeq lists its product as uncharacterized. The transcript is spliced from 4 exons. The record is from RefSeq and is a predicted model, not a curated record. The coding region runs from base 1 to 903 and encodes 300 amino acids. Lineage: Eukaryota; Viridiplantae; Streptophyta; Magnoliopsida; Lamiales; Oleaceae.
AUGGAGGAAAAAUUCAAGCCAAGCAUUGAUGGUCAGCAGAGAUUGAAUCCAUACAUGAAGGAAGUAGUUAGGGCUGAGGUAUUGAAGUUGCUCGACGCAGGCAUCAUCUAUCCAAUAUCAGAUAGUGCAUGGAUCAAUGCAGUUCAGGUUGUUCCCAAGAAAGGGGGUAUCACAGUGGUGGAAAACGAGAAAAAAGAGUUGAUUCCUACAAGAACAAUGUUGGAGAGACUAGCAGCACACUCGCAUUACUAUUUUCUGGAUGGGUACUCCGGGUAUAAUCAGAUUCUAGUAGCGCCUGACGAUCAGGAGAAGACAACUUUCACAUGUCCAUACGGUACCUUUGCAUACCGUAGGAUAUCUUUUGGUUUAUGCAAUGCUCCUGAAGGCAUCGUGCUAGGAUACAGAAUCUCAGCAAAGGGUAUUGAAGUGGACAGAGCAAAGAUUCAGGUGAUCGAAAAAUUACAACCACCUACAUCAGUGAAAGGUGUUUGUAGCUUCCUCAGGGAUAAGAAGGGCAAUGAAAACGUGGUGGCAGACCACUUGUCUCGAGUCGAGACCACAGAGCUGACAGAGAUCGUGGAAAUCAAUGAAGUCUUCCCAGAUGAACAAAAUUUUGGUGUGGGAGAGGCACCUUGGUAUGCUGACAUAGUUAACUACUUAGCUAGGUCUAUCAUUCCGUCAGAUUACUUAAGUCACGAGAAGAAGAAAUUUUUCGCUGAAUUGAAGUAUUAUUUUUUUGGAGGACCCCAGUCUAUACAGGCGAGAGCUGAUCAAAUUGUUUGUCGAUGCGUACCUGAAGUAGAAGUGCCCUUAAUAUUAGAACAUUCUCAUUCAUCUACAUACGCAGGGCAGUUUGGUGCUUCAAAAACAGCGGCGAAGAUCCUUCAAUCAGGUUUUUACUAG